CUUCGUUAGUCCAAUGUCAAGUUCGUUUGACGGCGAUUAUAAACAAGUCCGGAUUGAAUUUUGUCUGUGAUCAAUUCUCACUGAAAUGGAUAACGGAAUUUCUCCAGCCAAAAAACAGAAAGUGAUCAACGGUGAUAAUAAUGACUCAAAGUCGGAGAAGAAUAGCUACCUUAAGGUCCAGACGGACCCAGAAAACAGCGUCAGCAUCUUCUUCUCUCUCCCCGAGAAAGUCGGGGCCUUGGCCCAAAUUCUGAAAAUCUUUGAGGAACGCCAAGUCAACCUACAUCAUAUUGAAUCCCGACCUUCCAAGCAGAGCAACACGGAGUUCGAGUUCUUCGUGAGUUGUGAUAACAAGACUGGUGGCCUGAAAGAAGCACUGGAUCAAGUGAAGGGAAUCGCCAAGACAUUCCGAGUGUUGUCAAGAAAAGCCGGGGAAUACCCUUCUGAUGACACCGAAAGGGAAAAUACAGCUCCAUGGUUUCCGAAGAAAAUUUGUGAACUGGACAGAUUUGCGAACCAAAUCUUGAGUUAUGGAUCUGAGUUGGACGCCGACCAUCCUGGAUUUACAGACCCCGUCUACAGAGCUCGCAGAAAGGAGCUGGCAGACAUCGCCUUCCAUUACAAACAUGGGCAAGAAAUCCCAAGAGUAAAAUAUACAGAAGAGGAAAUCAACACAUGGAGGACUAUCUACAAUGAACUGACAAAGCUUUACUCGACACACGCUUGUAAACAGUUCAAUCAUGUCUUCCCACUGCUCCAAGAUAACUGUGGAUAUAAUGCUAACAAUAUUCCACAACUAGAAGACGUCUCCAGGUUUUUACAAGAUUGCACUGGAUUCAGACUGAGACCUGUUGCUGGAUUGUUAUCAUCACGUGACUUCCUGUCCGGUCUCGCUUUUCGUGUUUUUCAUUCCACACAGUACAUACGUCACAGUUCCAGACCAAUGUACACACCAGAACCGGAUGUUUGUCAUGAAUUGCUGGGCCACGUCCCUCUCUUUGCCGAUCCAGCAUUUGCUCAAUUUUCUCAAGAGAUUGGAUUAGCUAGCCUUGGAGCCCCGGAUGACUAUGUCAAAAAAUUGGCAACGUGUUAUUGGUUUACUGUGGAAUUCGGUCUAUGCAAGCAAGGAUCAGAUAUGAAGGCCUACGGAGCUGGUCUGCUGUCUUCAUUUGGAGAAUUACAGUACUGUUUAACGGAUGCUGCAGAGAAGAAAACCUUUGACCCUGCUGUCACAUGUGAACAGGAGUAUCCAAUCACAAAGUACCAGCCUCUGUAUUUUGUAGCUGAAAGUUUUGAGAAAGCAAAGGAGAAAAUGAGAGACUAUGCUAAGACCAUUCCCCGUCCAUUCAGCGUCCGCUACAACCCUUACACACAGAGUGUGGAGGUGAUUGAAAACAAAAAUCAAAUCAUUAAUCUCACACACGCCAUUAAAGGUGAUCUUACAUUACUCGAAGAUGCUUUGUCAAAAGUUGGAGGAAUGUGACCAAACAGCCAGACGUAUGCUUUUCUUGUAAAAGGAGUGUGAACUUUGAACAAAAAGUGGUUUUUUGUUAUGAAGUAUUGAUUCAUAACUUUUGUUAUCAUGAAAUAUUAAAAAUUUAUAAAGAACACGUAAAAAGACAUGAAACUUAGCACACUUUACAUUGGACAUUACUCAGUAUUAAUUUGAUGAAGAUUGUGUUAUUAAUUAGUUCUUUUCAUCAUCACGUAUGGGUUUGUGUCUUUUUGUACAGUUUCUUAUUCUAUUCAUCGAAAUAUUGUUAUGGUUUGAGGAUAGUUUUAUCAUCAUU
This is a messenger RNA of Saccostrea cuccullata (small rock oyster), 1790 nucleotides long. RefSeq names its product phenylalanine-4-hydroxylase-like. Gene Ontology annotation, biological process: L-tyrosine biosynthetic process; L-phenylalanine catabolic process. The record is from RefSeq and is a predicted model, not a curated record. Gene Ontology annotation, molecular function: phenylalanine 4-monooxygenase activity; iron ion binding. Lineage: Eukaryota; Metazoa; Mollusca; Bivalvia; Ostreida; Ostreidae. The transcript is spliced from 14 exons. Bases 86 to 1483 code for a protein of 465 amino acids.